CCAGAACUAAACCAGAACUACACCAGGACUAAACUGGGACUAAACCAGGACUAAAGUGGGACUCAUCAUGGUUGCCUACAGCCCUACACCUGCAGAUGUGGAGAGGGGAGCUCAUCAGGACCACAGUCUGGUCCUGGUCCAGACCCAGUCCUGGCUGAACCGGACUCUGAAGAUCUUUGGGGUUAUUUUCUUCUUGGCUUUGGCUCUGGCUCUGGUCUUUGUUGUGGUUUGGACUUGGAGCACCAGAAGAGACGCAGGGGUGCAGACUGUCCAGAUUGAGGCGCUGAUCCAGACCACGACAGACAAACCCGAGCCUCACACGAUCCUGAAGAGGAUCAACAGCAAACCCAAAGCAGCCAUUCAUCUGGAAGGCAGUUACGACGAGGGGAAGCACUCGGGUCUGCAGUGGCACAGUGGGCAGGGCCAGGGUUUCUCUCAGGGCGGCAUCCAACUCCAAAACAACAGCAUCAUCAUCCCCGAAACUGGCCUGUACUUUGUCUACAGCCAGGCCUCCUUUAGGGUCUCCUGUCACAACCCCCCCACCUCGACCCCCGGCUCCAAGGAGGUAGAGGAGGAGGAAGAGGAGGAGACCCGGCCGCAGAGCUCGCCCCUCAGUCACCGCGUUUGGAGGUUUUCUGAGUCGUUCGGUAACGAUGCUUCCAUAAUGAGCGCCGUUCGUUCAGCCUGUUCGGGGCAGGAUGCUCGGGGCCUGGAGGAGGGCCAGGGUUGGUACAAUGCCAUCUACCUGGGAGCCGUGUUCCAGCUUAACAAAGGAGACCGACUGUGGACCGAGAGCACACAGCUGUCCGAACUGGAGACGGAGGAGGGCAAGACGUUCUUUGGGGUGUUUGCUCUUUUCUGAUGAAGAUGAGACUGGACUGUUUGAGAUGAGGUUUGAGGGUCAUGGGGUACCACAUCCUGAUUUACAAUGGUCCAAAGUUAUCGAUACUUUGCAGUCACGUUGAGGGUGUUCAGCAGUUACCAUGGUGACAUCAUGCACACAUUGCUAAAAAAGUUUUAAGAUGGUCUGAAAACUCAAGAAAAAAUACAAAUGGACUUAAAGAGCACAUUUUCAGGAGCCUGUGAUCAGUCCAAGUGUUCACGGUCCUGUUUAGGAGUCAGAUUUUACACAAACAGGUGAGAGCGACAAAAUGAAAAACUGUUGGCUAAUGCUAGCUAGCUUGUGCCUGUAAUGUUAUUUGAGACACAUGAACUAUUGUUGUAGUUCAGAUAAGUCAGCUCUUUAUGUUCAGAUUGUAUUCAAAUAAAACUCAAAUUAAAGUCUAACAGCUUCAGACAGAGCAGUGCCUCCAGUUAGCGUCACACCCAGAUGGACUGUUGAUGACAUCAGCUGCAAAGUAUCAAUUCCUCACGUACCUUAUACAUUCCAAGCAUCUUAAUUCCACACAUCUCUCAGAGACAUGAGCAGAGUUUUGUCGUCUUUAUAAACUUUCUGACUCUUGGAUUCUUGAACUGUUCGACCUUUGGUUUUAUUCAUCUUGUUGGUGAAAAAUGUUGGUCUCCAUGGAGACAAACUAAAACUCAUUUAAACUGUAGCAGUUUGAUCUAAGGCACUUUUGUUGCUUACCUUAUUCUCUAUAUCAUUAGGCCUGGUUUAGCUUUGUGUCCGUUUGGUUCUAUUUAUUUUAUCCUGAUUUCAUUUUUUUUUUUCUUACAUUUGUAGAUCUUAUUUUAUUUUUUAUUUUUUUGUAAUGUGACUUUGUUUGUUUCAUUUUCAUUCAUCUUUUUUAAAGGUCCUAUAUUAAGCAGAACUGACUCUCUUUAGUCCACGUUCUAAUGCUGUUACCUCGUCAGAAACAGACCUGGAGUUGUGUUUUCUUUCACUCACACAUGUUUGAAUAACACUUUAUUAUUAGUCUGUUACAUCUACAAAGCUCAAAGUGCUCUGUUCCACCUUGUGAUGUCAUCAAGUGGUACUUUUCAAGUCUACAGUUCCUACCUUUAUUUCAAACUACAUAAGAACAGAGACCAGAAAACAGUGGAACCUUAAAAUGGGACCUUAAAAUGUUUACCUUUAUUUGUUUUAUACUUAAUUCCUUUUUUUUUUUUUUUUGUAUAUUUGCAGUUUUUGUUUGAAAUGAUCACAGUUUUUUUUUUAUUUCCGUAUCGUGUGUGACCUGAGAUUGUACUGUCUUCUCUCUGUGACGUGCUUGUCUCGUACGAGCGCCCCCUUCUGACACAUCUGAGACACUCCUCUGAUUCUUUUAUUUAAUAUUUAUUUUGUAUUUAUGUCGGUGCUGUGGUGUAUUUAUGAAAUAAAAGUACACACUUAACCU
Molecule: messenger RNA, 2297 nt
Organism: Periophthalmus magnuspinnatus
Lineage: Eukaryota; Metazoa; Chordata; Actinopteri; Gobiiformes; Gobiidae
Gene: tnfb
Product: tumor necrosis factor b (TNF superfamily, member 2)
Exons: 4
Coding region: 68-862 (264 amino acids)
Biological process (GO): immune response
Cellular component (GO): membrane
Molecular function (GO): tumor necrosis factor receptor binding
Source: RefSeq, a predicted model, not a curated record